GCCACGUCAGGAGCCGGGCAGCGGCGCAGGAGGGGGAACGGAACUGAUGACAUCACCAGAGACCGGAAGCCGCUCCAGCUGCGGGAUUUCCUGCUCGUCUACAACAGGAUGACGGAGCUCUGCUUCCUGCGCUGUAUCUCCAACCUGAACUACCGGGCACCCACCAGGGAGGAGGAGGCCUGUCUAGAUGGCUGCGCUGAGCUCGUCCACUCCAACCACCGCCUGAUGGGGGCCUACGUGCAGCUCAUGCCUUCCAUUGUGCAGCGCCGCAUCUCUGACUACGAGGCCGCUGCAGCCCAGGUGGCCCCGGCCUCCAGCCCGCAGGAGGUCCCUGGUGCUGCCCCGGCAGCCCUGCCAGCAGCGGUUGGCACGGAAACCCACCCUAGCCGGCAGGUGGCUCCCAGUGCGGAGAGCGCCCCAGACACCGUCAGCUAGUGCCCCACUGCCUCCCAGCGUUUCCUCGUCCCCCAUGGCUGCACCUGGACUUGGGCCUGUGGUGUGAAAGAGCCUCUUGGCGCAUUGCAGGUGCACCGUGGGCUGGGCUUCCUCCCAGCACUGGAUCCAGCCCAGAUGGGCACUUCCUCCCUCUUCACUCGGGACUGGCCGAUUAGUGCCAGCAUCAGAACUACCCUAGAUGCAACUGCCAGCUGCAGUCCGGGCCUCCUGAGAGCAGAACCAUGCAAGUUCCAGCAGCGUUUGGGCUGGGCCAGCCUGCCUAAUGGGCUCUGAGCAGCUGCUCGGGCCCAUCGCCCCCGGGGUCGGGCCGUCUGGAGCAGUCUGUGGGGGUGCCCUGCUGAGGGCUCGUCAGUCACAGCAGCCACUCCGGAAGGCUAUUUUCUGUUACCAGUAAAUCCGUGUCCUCUUGAUUCCCCGGGUGCGUGGGAUGCUUUGGUCAGGGCCCCGCCCGCUCACACAGCUGCUGGAAGGCCUGGGACCCUCACAGGGUGUCAUUUGUCCCUGCCCUGAAGCCGUCUGGCGGGGGCCCUCUGGUACUGCUUCUGUCCCUCGCUCUCUGUCCAUAGGGCCCCUGCACGAACCCAGGUUUCGACGCUGCGUCACUAGGGUGAGCCCUGCCCAGCAUGUCCUUCGAGGUAGACUCCUGCUCAGAGACCCCUCACGGCCUCGGGAGCACAGCAAAUGACAAGCCGGCUGGGUCAGAACAAGGAGGUAGUGCCUGGGUGUGGUGUUCGGAAUGGCGGCCACCACAGCCUGAAGCACCCUGCUCUGCUGCGAUCCAGCUUCUCUCGUGCUGAGAUGGCUGCAGCACCUGUCCCUGGGAGGAAAGCCUCUCUCCCACUCAGGGGCAGCUGUGCCAAGUGGAAUGCCCAGAGCUGUACAUGGGUAAUAAAGAGAUUAACACGAA
Messenger RNA from Malaclemys terrapin pileata, 1363 nucleotides. It is a transcript of the gene TIMM10B, whose product is annotated as translocase of inner mitochondrial membrane 10B. Lineage: Eukaryota; Metazoa; Chordata; Testudines; Emydidae. The record is from RefSeq and is a predicted model, not a curated record. Gene Ontology annotation, cellular component: mitochondrial intermembrane space chaperone complex.